GUGACCAUAUUAUGUUGUUUCUUGUAAAAACACCUGCAAAAUAAGCAAAUGAAAUGCAAGAAUAAACUAAAUAAGUUUAAUGAUAUUUAAGUAAAAGUUUUUCCGAGUUUAAUUUCAAAUCCCAUAGAAGUUUAAAUAACUAAAUAUUUAAAAUCAAACAAUUUAUUAUAUUGUUAAAUUUUCCCUAUUUACAUAAUUAUUUUUUAAAAAUUGUUUAGAAAUGGCUGGUGUUUUAUUUGAAGAUAUUUUUAAUGUAAAAGAUAUAGAUCCUGAAGGAAAAAAGUUUGACAGAGUAAGUCGUCUACACUGCGAAUCCGAGUCCUUCAAAAUGGAUCUUAUUUUGGACAUCAACAGUUGGCUUUAUCCUAUGGAAUUAGGUGAUAAAUUUCGUUUGGUCUUGGCGACAACUCUCCGCGAGGAUGGCUACCCUGAUGGUGGCGAAUGGAAUGCUUUGGAACAAGAGGGUGGCUCGCGAGCUGAUAGCUUCGAGUACGUUAUGUCUGGCAAGGUAUAUCGGAUAGAAGGAGACGAGGCUAACAACGAACCCAGCAGUAGACUAUCUGCUUACGUUUCCUUUGGAGGAUUACUGAUGCGAUUGCAGGGUGACGCAAAUAACCUACACGGCUUCGAGAUCGAUCAACACAUGUAUUUGCUAAUGAAAAAACUAGCCUUUUAAACGUAAGGUCGCUUAAAAAAAGACGGAUCAUGGUUGCCACAUUGUACCAUAAUUAUGCCAGUCUAGCAUCUUUUGAAGAAAAGAUUAAUGUGGCCUUAUCGACGUUGCAAUUCUUUUAUGUGCACUUCUUGUAAAGUUUAAAAUAUUCUGAAGUUUAAUUUUUUAUACUCAAAAAUAAUGUAAUUAAUUUUAAUAAAGAAAUCUUUGAAAUAUAA
Leptopilina heterotoma is the source of this 891-nucleotide messenger RNA. RefSeq names its product DNA-directed RNA polymerases I, II, and III subunit RPABC3 (gene Rpb8). NCBI's taxonomy places the organism in Eukaryota, Metazoa, Arthropoda, Insecta, Hymenoptera, Figitidae. The record is from RefSeq and is a predicted model, not a curated record. Gene Ontology annotation, molecular function: DNA-directed RNA polymerase activity. Gene Ontology annotation, cellular component: RNA polymerase II, core complex; RNA polymerase I complex; RNA polymerase III complex. Gene Ontology annotation, biological process: DNA-templated transcription. Bases 221 to 676 code for a protein of 151 amino acids. The transcript is spliced from 4 exons.